Molecule: messenger RNA, 1174 nt
Organism: Homalodisca vitripennis (glassy-winged sharpshooter)
Lineage: Eukaryota; Metazoa; Arthropoda; Insecta; Hemiptera; Cicadellidae
Exons: 8
Coding region: 242-1069 (275 amino acids)
Molecular function (GO): chitin binding
Source: RefSeq, a predicted model, not a curated record
GAGUUCAGCUAGGUUUCAUCUUCCGCUUAGUGCAGCAUCGGAAAAGAUGACACUGUAACAUACUUGGCUUCUGUAAUCUGGACUCCACGUUCGUCUGGAGACAUCAAUAAAACAGUCAGUGAUGAAGGCGUUCAAAUAGUAACUCUGCAUCGUUACAAUCUCAGUCAUGCAAAUAGCCAGCGGAGAGCUUUCACUAGUACGUAUCCAACGAAUGACUUGAGGUCUUUGAAGUUACCAAAGGAUGAAGAUGAUUGCUGUUCUCCUACUCGCCGGCGUAGUCUCGGGAGGAUCUGUUGUAUACGAUAUACAGUGUAGUGAUGGUGACAAGAUAGCUCACGAUUCAGACGAUACUAAAGUUCUCGAAUGCUUCCAAGGAUUAUAUGUAUUAAAGAAUUGCCCGCCAGGGUUCAAAUACCGAGCGGAAUACAAGAAAUGUUUUUCAUCUUACAUUACUGAAGACGACAAGAUUUCAGUAUCUCUUGCUGAUCCCGUAUGUCUUGAGGGGCACAGAAUUCCAUACUUCGGUCCAGAUACCUUACCUCAGACUAGAUAUUAUGAAUGCUUGGGAGGAUUUUACACACAAAUGAUAUGUCCAGGACAAAAGCCUCGUGGCCAAAACUCAAACUUCCAGAAAUGUAUUCCGUUUUCUGUUUACUCUAGUCAGGGAUCUGUCCCUCCCACUCGUGAAUGUCAUGAAGGCGACAUGAAAGCACACGAAUCAGACGCUACUAAGGUUUACCAAUGCUUUAAAGGAUUUACGUACGUAGUACUAGAAUGCCCUACAGGUUUCACAUACCGAGUCGACGCCCGACAAUGUUAUUCAACGCAUGUUGAUACAGAAAACAAGCCAGGAUUUUCCUUUGCUCAUCCUGUGUGUCGUGAGGGACACAGGAUUCCCGAUGUCCUACCACCUCGCUCGCCUCCACCUACCCAUUACCAGUGUUUGGGAGGAUCUUAUAUACUGAUGGUAUGUCCACUGAAACCUCACCAGCGAGGCCUCAUCCCCCAUAUAUGCCACCCAAAGGCAAAAAAUGGCAACAAAGCAGUAACUGAGGAGCUCCGGAUAUAGACCCUGGUUAUGAGAAAACAACAAAAAGAUUAUAGUGCGUGUAUUGAGUGCUGUAUGACUAAAUGUGUAGUGUUUGUUAUAAUAAAGUUGUUUUUACAGUUCUUA